Daucus carota subsp. sativus is the source of this 653-nucleotide messenger RNA. RefSeq names its product protein BUNDLE SHEATH DEFECTIVE 2, chloroplastic. NCBI's taxonomy places the organism in Eukaryota, Viridiplantae, Streptophyta, Magnoliopsida, Apiales, Apiaceae. Gene Ontology annotation, cellular component: protein folding chaperone complex; chloroplast stroma. The coding region runs from base 103 to 498 and encodes 131 amino acids. The transcript is spliced from 5 exons. Gene Ontology annotation, molecular function: protein folding chaperone. The record is from RefSeq and is a predicted model, not a curated record.
UGCCUUAUCUUCUUUGUUACUUAACCCCAACACUCACUAGUUAAAACCCUUAUCAUUUUCUUGCUCAAUUCACAAAUUCUCCCAAGAAAAAGAGAUAUUAUUAUGUCUAGUUCUAUAUGUUUCUCCCCUCUUAUCUCUUGCAAACCCCCAAGCAAACCAGGGGUUAUUAUUGGAUAUGGUAGUGCUUUGAAAGUACAAUGGAUGAAUGAUGUUACUCAGAACAAUAGAAUUGCCACAUUUCAAACUCUGGAAGUUAAGGCUGCAAACACUAAUCCUGACACAAAAGCAAAAACAAUAGUCUGUUCUAAGUGUGAGGGAAAUGGUGCAAUAGUGUGUAAGCAGUGUGAGGGUAAUGGAGUUAAUUCCAUCGAUCACUUCAAUGGGCGAUUUAAAGCUGGUGGAACAUGUUGGCUUUGCAGAGGUAAAAAGGAAAUUUUGUGCGGAGAUUGCAAUGGAGCAGGUUUUCUUGGGGGAUUCAUGAGCACAUUUGAUGAAUGAAAGGCUUAUCAUCAAGACGCAAUUGUAGAUUGUCAUUGUAAUACUCUGGCCAUGUCGCAUACUAGUAGGUUUGUCCUGUGGUUAUUACUCCCAUUCGGAAAUGAGAUUAUACAGUGUAAGAUUGUAUUCUAAUGUUACCAGUUUUGAUUACAUUA